AUCAACACCACUUUUUUAAACUAUUCACUAAAAAGUAACGAAAAAAUCAUGAAAGUAUCUGUGUUACAAAUAUUUUUUUUUAUUACUCUAACAAUUUUUUAUUGCUAUUGUGAAAAAAAUUCAAAAUGUGAUAGUAAAAAUGGUUUCUGUAAUAAUAAAAAGGAAUAUGUUGAUCAGUACGAAGACCAAGAUGAAGAAAUGACCGAAGAAUCAUUUGAAAAAUAUAGUGCUAAAUUAAAUCGAGGCUAUUAUAAGGCUGAUGAUGAAGUCGAUGAUAAUGAAGAUGAUGAUAGUGAACAAUGUUUGACACCAGAAUUCGUUGAAUCAGGAAUUUCAAAAAUUUCUUUAGUUCCAACAUUUCAACGUAAUUCAGAUAAUAUGGAAGAAAUUAAACCCACAAUAAUAGCCCAGACGAAUAUAUAUGAUUUUGGAUCAGUACAUUUCAACCGUGUAUCUCAAACUUUCUCUGAACACAAUGCUACUCAAAAAAUAAAUGCAACUAUUGAAGUAUGCUAUCCAAAGGAAAAGAAUACUAAAAUGAAUAUUUGCCCAAUUGUAGGAAUACAAGCAGCACUUUCAUCAGAAGCUAAUGAAGAAAAUAUUAAAAUUAUUUCUGGUAAACUAUAUGACAUUUUGGGAGUAGGAGAACAAAUUUGUGUAAAAAUUAAAGCUAAUAAUACGAAAUUUUAUAAAGUUGUUGUCAAUUUCUUUGGUGUACUUACGGAGGAUUUUGAAGAAACGCUGUUGGAACAACUUGCAAACGGAGAGAUAACUGAAUUCGAUUAUAAAGAUUUUAAAAAACAUAUUUCAAAAGUUGAAUUUUAUAACCGACUUAGAUUAAAUAAGCAUCUUGAUGUGAUGUCUGUCUAAAAUGUAAUGCAGAUUCUAAAUUGCAGAUUGGUGCGAUCUAAUAAGUGUACUAUAAUUUUUGUUUCACAUUUUCUUGUAUUAUUUUAAAAUGUAAAUAGAGUACAAUUGGGAAGUAGUGUACUGAAAAAGAGUCUAAUGAAAUAAAAAAUUAAUUAAAGACUUCUUCCCAUACCGUGAUUUUUAAAUGUAUUGCUUUCUAUUUUCCAUAUCAUAGAUAUCCAUCAUAAAAUAAAAAAAUCAUCCCAUUGAAUAUAAUUCAUUUG
Messenger RNA from Condylostylus longicornis, 1133 nucleotides. RefSeq lists its product as uncharacterized. Bases 49 to 870 code for a protein of 273 amino acids. The record is from RefSeq and is a predicted model, not a curated record. The transcript has 2 exons. Lineage: Eukaryota; Metazoa; Arthropoda; Insecta; Diptera; Dolichopodidae.